AUUCUCAUCACCUACAAACAAGAACAGCAGCCAUGAGUGACACGGAAGGGAAGACCACGGAGCACAGAGCAUCCCGCUCCCGCACCAAGUCACCUGCUGAAAGUGCUGCUCGUGCAAAAUCUGAAAGUCGUUCUCGCAGUGGGUCAAAAGCUUCAAAGCGGUCAGAGUCUCAUUCCCGCUCAAGGUCAAAGUCUCGAUCGCGGUCCAGAAGACGUUCACACAGACGAUAUUCCCGCUCCAAGUCUCGGUCCCGCUCACACAGAAGACGAUCAAAGAGCAGAUCAUACUCUCCAGAAUAUAAGAGGAGGAGGAGCCGCAGUCACUCUCCAAUGUCUAAUAGGAGGCGGCAUAAUGGUAGCCGGGCAAACCCAGAUCCGAACAAUUGUGUUGGUGUCUUCGGCUUGAGCUUGUACACAUCUGAGAGAGAUCUGAGAGAGGUGUUUUCCCGUUAUGGUCCCCUUGCUGCUGUCAAUGUAGUGUAUGAUCAACGGACUGGACGGUCGAGAGGAUUUGCAUUUGUUUAUUUUGAACGAAUUGAAGAUUCCAGAGCGGCAAUGGAGCAUGCAAAUGGCAUGGAAUUGGAUGGCCGAAGGAUUCGUGUAGACUAUUCAAUAACAAAGCGAGCACACACCCCCACCCCAGGCAUUUACAUGGGACGGCCCACUCACAGUAGCAGUGGACGUCGUAGAGAUUAUGACAGAGGGCAUGAACGUGGCUAUGACAAAUAUGAGGAAUAUGACUACAGAUCUUACAGCAGGAGACGUUCACCCUCCCCAUACUACAGCCGAUACAGAUCUAGGUCAAGGUCCCGCUCAUACAGUCCAAGACGUUACUGAAGAUAUGAAGAUGGUU
Molecule: messenger RNA, 852 nt
Organism: Nanorana parkeri
Lineage: Eukaryota; Metazoa; Chordata; Amphibia; Anura; Dicroglossidae
Gene: TRA2A
Product: transformer 2 alpha homolog
Exons: 8
Coding region: 33-836 (267 amino acids)
Biological process (GO): positive regulation of mRNA splicing, via spliceosome
Cellular component (GO): spliceosomal complex
Molecular function (GO): RNA binding
Source: RefSeq, a predicted model, not a curated record